Messenger RNA from Trichomycterus rosablanca, 4331 nucleotides. It is a transcript of the gene znf217, whose product is annotated as zinc finger protein 217. Gene Ontology annotation, biological process: regulation of DNA-templated transcription. The transcript is spliced from 6 exons. Lineage: Eukaryota; Metazoa; Chordata; Actinopteri; Siluriformes; Trichomycteridae. Gene Ontology annotation, molecular function: RNA polymerase II cis-regulatory region sequence-specific DNA binding; DNA-binding transcription factor activity, RNA polymerase II-specific. The coding region runs from base 1 to 2856 and encodes 951 amino acids. The record is from RefSeq and is a predicted model, not a curated record. Gene Ontology annotation, cellular component: nucleus.
AUGCCUACCCACCAACUCAUUCAAUAUGUGGAGAGUCCAGAAGGGCUAGGUCAUGACAUCCUCAACCGAAGCAGUGCCACAAUGCCCAGCUCUGGCUCCGGCUCCAGUGUUACACCCCACACCAGCCUGGCGGAGAAGACUGGAAUGUCCGUACCGAACGGUCUUCCUCUGGCCUGCAUGUUUUGCGAGAAGAUCUUCGAGCACGAGGAAGACCUCGGACCACAUUUACUCAGCCAGCAUCCCACUACUCUGCACGCACCUGCUGUGCUUCGCGUCGAGGCCGAGUUCCUGACCCCAGCUGAAAGGACUCGCACCAAGACGUGCCAAAACGAUGUUAACGAAGAGCUGACCUGCGGGGUAUGCGGCCAGGUCACGGAAAACGCUGCCGAGCUCGACUCUCACAUGCGGAAGCACAAGGACUCCUUCAUAUACUGCUGUAACUUGUGCGGUCGACGUUUCAAAGAGCCCUGGUUUCUCAAAAACCACAUGAGGACCCACGGCAAAUCCAGAUCCGGCAAGAAUCAAGACGUAGAGGCACCCAUCACUAUUAAUGACAUCGUACAAGAACGGCCAGCGUCGCCCACAUCGACGGCGUACAAGAUGUGCAUGGUGUGUGGCUUUUUUUUCCUAAAUAAAGACGUUCUCGCAGAGCACAGCAAAAUGCACAAUCGAGAACCGGAACCUGAGGAUAACGUGUCUUCGAAAGACCAGCUUGACACUCCUGCCUCUCAGGAAGGCUUCCUUCAGUGCCUCAACUUGCACAGAACAUCCCAGAAAUCUGAACGGAAGAGCCAGCCCGGCCGCUGGAUCGCACAACUCGACCCCUUUAACACCUACCAGGCCUGGCAACUGGCCACCAAGGGCAAAAUCGCAGCAGGGCCGAACCUGAGCAAGGAACCCAACCCCGAAUCCAAUUCAGACAACGAGGAGUCCGCGUCGGACAAAGAGGAGCUGGGGUCCAUCUGGGACUCGAGCGGCGGGGAGAAACUGGUGAGAAGGGGCCUGAGGACCGAGAUGAAGACUAGACUCAGUGUUGGAGGAACUCCCUGUAUCGAGCAGACCAGCUUGAGUCUGCGCAAAGACAAACCCACAGACUGCGAAGAGUGCGGCAAAACGUUCAGGACCUACCAUCAGCUGGUUUUGCACUCCAGGAUUCAUAAGAAAGAGAGGGGUGGAGCGGAUAGCCCCACCACACCGGGAGAAGGAAGGACCCCAAGCGUGGGCUCGGCGGAGAGUUUGUCACUAGAUCAGGCAGAGGAGGGCUCGGAGGAUGGCUUUGAAGAAGGUUUGCCUGGUGAAGAAUUUCAGUCAGAUAAAAUUGAAGAGCGCUCUGAGAAAAUGAAACUGAAAAUCCUCACGCCGAGGAAGUGCUGCUACUGUGGCAAGACUUUCCGAUCCAACUAUUACCUCAAUAUUCAUCUCAGGACACAUACAGGGGAAAAACCUUACAAAUGUGAGUACUGUGAUUACGCAGCUGCACAGAAAACCUCUCUGCGGUACCACCUGGACCGACGUCACAAAGACAAGCCUUACUCCGAGAUCGCCAACAUUCCUGCAUCGUCCGCACCCAACGCUAACGGCUCCAAGGGCCGAGAGUCACCUUCGAAUACGGACGACAAGUCGGCCUUAAAACCAUCUAAACCAUCUCCUGCUCCUAACGCUCCGGCUGCCUACAUCAAGCAUGAAGCAGUUCCCAUUCAGCCUGCUAUUUCCAUCCCCGUACCUGUCAUCCGCGUCAAAGAAGAGUUCGUCAGCGUGAACGCCAUAUCUCUGAAUACUCCCCCUAACCAGCCUCACGUGAAUGCUACGCUCCAAAUAAACCCAAAACCCGACUGGAAAGAAGCUGCCGAGGCACCCUUAGAUCUAUCCCUGAAAGACUCUGUGUCCAUGUCCGCUACCUCAGUGCCUAGAAGCAUGCUACUGACCAACUCCUGUACUUCCUGUUCAUAUGAGACCUUCUAUCCUGAACUUCUGCUCAUGCACAGGAAACUUUUACAUAAGGAGAAGACGGACGCCAAGAAGUACUCCUACAGGCCGCCAGUCAAGCUGAAGCGCUACACCGGGUGCCCUCCGGCUCUCGAAGGAAAAGACGUGGCUCCUUUGGCUACCAUCAAUCAGAAAUGUAAUCGCCGCACCAAAUCCCCACAGCCCCAACCUGGAAAAUCCACAGAGAAGAUGCAGACGCCCAAACCUCCUCAGGUCACAAACAGGACUCCAUUGGGAAUCGGUACGAAGAAAGCGGAGUUAACAAAGACAUCUCCCGCAAAAGAAUCCUGGAGAGAAAAGCAGAACGUGACCCAGAGGAUCAGAGCUUCUGAAACGGUCCUAGGCAUCCAACCCAGAUUUCCAGAUUCAGUCAUAGAAUCCAGCAGGAAAUUCAACAUUCCCGUCAUCUCUCAAAAACCCAACCUGGUUAAAAACGGUGUCGCCUGGCCCUCGGAAACGACCAGGCUGUGCCUCUCCGACCGAUUCAGGAACCUUUCACAGGCGGACAUUCACAACGGCGAGCCUUCCAGCAAGAGGUCGAAAAACUCGGAACCGGUGCAGGUGGCGGGAAGGAUCGGCGAGCUGUCCCUGGGCAGGAACGUUAAGAACUUCCUGCCCGUGGCUCCUGGCCGUGUGCCGCCCACAGCAUCUGGGAGCAGCAUGGAGGCAGACUGGAAUGUCAUCAACCUGCUGCGCACCUACACUCCUAACGAGCUGACGUCACUUUAUCAACCUGUCAUGCCGGCCUCCGGCCAUGCCGUGGCUGGAAACGCACCCAGUGCUGGGAACAGGGCACUGCUUUUUCCACAUUACGCCAACAGCAUCAUCCAAAGGAGAAGCCACCCCAACCCUCCUGAUGCCACCUCGUAGAACACAUGGCUUGAAGAAUUUGAACAAAACCCAACAAUGGAUACUAUGACCGGAAUAAAAGGUUUAAGUUAGCGUCUCUGACGCUCGUCCGCUCCAGACACUACUCCUAAAGUGAGGGACACGCUAUAAAGCCGGGACAUUAAGCGAGCACGAGGAACGAUUUGUUCUUGAACAGUGUUUUCAAACCGUCAUUAAAUUCGACAGUGUACAGAAAUCAGCAUUGGUAUUGCACUUAACACGAAACACAACAUAUCCUGCACUCCUGCUUCCUCCAAAUAGUUCUCGGGAAUCGGCCAGUUUCAAAAUCGAACGCUUUGGGGAAGACGUCGCAAAAGUGCCUGUUCUACUUACUCGCUGUUCUGAACCGAAAAGUAGAUCACUUGAGAGAUCGUUCGAAAGCGAGACGUUUCUAUUAAGGUCUACUUUACACCCUGCAGCAGCUUGUGGUUUUGUUCCAUUUGUGCAAGUAAAAGCUGCUGAGGUUUUUUUUGUCUCAAAACUGAGACACUUAGAACAAUAGUCAUGUACUGUGUACUUUGAUUUUUUUUUUGUAUGGAGACGAAUGCAGCCGCUGUAAAAAACCAAACCUUUCACUGUGACUAAACUAGACUUGCAAGCUUCACUUCAAACGGACUACAAAGCUGUGAUCUAACUCAAGAGGGCUCCUAUUGGUUCAAUGUUACAUUUUUACAGUCAAGCCAAGGAUGUGUAUUUAUUUCUUGCUUUGUCGUGGCAUUCUCAGAUUCUAUUCAGGGUUGACCACCUAAAGACCCACUUGUAUGGUCUGCUUUCAAAAACUAUCUUUGCUACCUUCCUUAAGGCUGCCUAAGCACCAGUGUUAACUUAUUUGCUUGUACUCCUUCCUGAUAACUUGAAUUAUCAUUUGUUUGAUUUUUUUUUGCCUUAGUGUGGCAGGUGUUUUGUGUAAGCAGUUAGCCUGAGAGAAUGAACUCUUAACGUACGUCCAACUGCUGGAGUGGCUUGCAGAGUUAUAAUGGCGCGUCUGUCGCCUCUCAGUAUUGAAUCCUUUCAUCUUUUAACGUUCAUUCAGCUGAACUAAAAUGAUCCAUCACUGAGGUGUCAUCUGUAAAUAUUUGUGGGUUUCCCCCCUCUUUUGGUUCUUUGUGUUAUGUUGUAUUUUCUCUUUUUUUGCACUUUGACUGUUUUUGUAAGACCAUUAGAGCAGUCGUGCUCUCUUCCAGUUAUAGAAACUAGAAACGACAUGCGAUGAGGUGCAAAACGCAGAGCAUGGACUGCACAGAAUUUCUGAAGAACCACAGAAAUGCAAGAACUGUGAUAAUUAUUCGUCCCUUUUGUUCAGUACGUACAUUCUGGUGUUUGGUUGUAUACUUUGUAACCAUGCUCAUUAGGUCAAGUGUAUUUCAGACUGUUCUGUUGCAGAAUAAAGAUGGUGUGUGUUAGAGGACAUUUUCUAAUUUGUCUGAUUAAAAAAUGCACUGGAUUGCAUUGUCUAU